AGAGGACAGAUGGCGACACCUAAAGAGAUCCUCUUGGGAACUUUGGAGGAUUUAGGAGCCGAACAGUUAAAAACAUUCCAGUGGUACCUGCAGCAGGAGGUCCUAGAAGGCUUCCCAGCAAUCCCAAAGAGUCGACUGGAGAAUGCAGACCGGACGGACACAGUGGAUCAGAUGCUCAAGAACUACAGCAUAAACACUAUUAAAGUGACCCGAAUAGUAUUAGUGAAGAUUGGUGAGAAUGAUCUAGUGAAGAGUUUAUCAACAACCAAAUCAGAACCCAAAGAGAUUCUUACUGAGUGUCAGCGGAAACUCAAAUCCAACUUUCAAAAGAAGUUCCAGAAUGUGUUUGAGGGAAUCGCUGAAGCAGGAAACAAAACCCCUGUGAAUGAGAUGUACACAGAGCUCUACAUCACAGAGGGAGGGACUGCAGAGGUCAAUGAUGAACAUGAGGUCAGACAGAUUGAAACAGCAUCCAGGAAACCACACAGACCAGAAACAACCAUCAGACAAGAAGACCUCUUUAAAGCCUCACCUGGAGGAGAGGAACCAAUCAGAACAGUGAUGACAAAGGGAGUGGCUGGCAUUGGGAAAACAGUCUUAACACAGAAGUUCCCUCUGGACUGGGCUGAAGACAAAGACCACCAGGACAUACAGUUCACAUUUCCAUUCACUUUCAGAGAGCUGAAUGUGCUGAAAGAGAAACAGUUCAGCUUGGUGGAACUUGUUCAUCACUUCUUCAGUGAAACCAAAGAAGCAGGAAUCUGCAGGUUUGAAGAGUUCCUGGUUCUGUUCAUCUUUGACGGUUUGGAUGAGUGUCGACUUCCUCUGGACUUCCACCACAAUGAGGUCCUGACUGAUGUUACAGAGUCCACCUCAGUGGAUGUGCUGCUGACAAACCUCUUCAGGGGGAAACUGCUUCCCUCUGCUCGCCUCUGGAUAACAACACGACCUGCAGCAGCCAAUCAGAUCCCUCCUGAGUGUGUUGGCAUGGUGACAGAGGUCAGAGGGUUCACUGACCCACAGAAGAAGGAGUACUUCAGGAAGAGAUUCAGAGAUGAGGAGCAGGCCAGUAGGAUCAUCUCCCACAUCAAGACCUCACGAAGCCUCCACAUCAUGUGCCACAUCCCAGUCUUCUGCUGGAUCACUGCUGGAGUUCUGGAGGAUGUGUUGAAGACCAGAGAGGGAGGAGAGCUGCCCAAGACCCUGACUGAGAUGUACAUCCACUUCCUGGUGGUUCAGUCCAAACUGAAGAAGGUCAAGUAUGAUGGAGGAGCUGAGACAGAUCCACACUGGAGUCCAGAGAGCAAAAAGAUGACUGAGUCUCUGGGAAAACUGGCUUUUGAUCAGCUGCAGAAAGGCAACCUGAUCUUCUAUGAAUCCGACCUCACAGAGUGUGGCAUCGAUAUCAGAACAGCCUCAAAGUACUCAGGAGUGUUCACACAGGUCUUUAGAGAGGAGAGAGGACUGUACCAUAAUACAGUGUUCUGCUUUGUCCAUCUGAGUGUUCAGGAGUUUCUGGCUGCUCUUCAUGUCCAUCUAACCUUCAUCAACUCUGGAGUCAAUCUGCUGACAGAAGAACAAACAACCUCCUCUUGGUUAAAAGUCUUCAGAAACAAAUCAAAACCAAAACCUCUCCACCUGAGUGCUGUGGACAAGGCCUUACAGAGUCCAAAUGGACACCUGGAGUUGUUCCUCCGCUUCCUCCUGGGUCUUUCACUGGAGACCAAUCAGGAACGCCUACGAGGUCUGCUGACACAGACAGGAAGUAGCUCACAGACCAAUCAGGAAACAGUCCAGUACAUCAAGAAGAAGUAAGUAAUCAGUAAGAAUGUGUCUCCAGAGAAAAGCAUCAAUCUGUUCCACUGUCUGAAUGAACUGAAUGAUGGUUCUCUAGUGGAGGAGAUCCAACAGUCCCUGAUUUCAGGACGUCUCUCCACAGAUGAACUGUCUCCUGCUCAGUGGUCAGCUCUGGUCUUCAUCUUACUGACAUCAGAAAAAGAUCUCGAUGUGUUUGAUUUGAAGAAAUACUCUGCUUCAGAGGAGGCUCUUCUGAGGCUGCUGCCAGUGAUCAAAGCCUCCAACAAAGCUCUGCUGAGUGACCGUAAACUCUCACAGAGAAGCUGUGAAGCUCUGUCCUCAGUCCUCAGCUCCCAGUCCUCUAGUCUGAAAGAGCUGGACCUGAGUGACAACAACCUGAAGGACAAAGGAGUAAAGCUGCUUUCUGCUGGACUGGAGAGUCCAGACUGUACACUUGAAACUCUCAGUCUGUCACACUGUGAGAUCACAGAGGAAGGCUGUUCUUCUCUGGGCUCAGCUCUGAAGUCAAACCCCUCCCAUCUGAGAGAACUGGAUUUGAGUAGAAACUAGUGCAGCACCUUCAUGUUUCAUCAAUAACUCUAUUUGAUUUAUCUACGUAUAGAUCCAUAAAGUGAUACAUUUUCUGGUAAUAUGUUCCACUUCACAUCAGCUGCCUCGUUGUCUGCAUGUCAUCCUCUACAAUCAUGAAAUGGUCAACUUGUCUGGCUUCAUCCUGCUGUUGGAUGGAUUACUGAACAGGCCUACCGGGCACAGGCCCAGGGGCCCAAAGUGUCAGGGGCCCCCCUGAGCUUCACCUACGA
Molecule: messenger RNA, 2618 nt
Organism: Anarrhichthys ocellatus (wolf-eel)
Lineage: Eukaryota; Metazoa; Chordata; Actinopteri; Perciformes; Anarhichadidae
Product: NACHT, LRR and PYD domains-containing protein 3-like
Exons: 4
Molecular function (GO): protein binding
Source: RefSeq, a predicted model, not a curated record